CAUACAUAUAUAUGCUCUUGGAUUUCAUCCUUUACUUUACUUUUAGAUGCAGAUGCUUGCAAUACCACCCGUAUCGAUCUUGAGCUGAAGCCUUGCACCAUCAUACUUGAGUGCUCCCUUGCGAAUUCAUUUUACAUUCAUUCAUCCUUGUCUUCCACUGUAAUAAAUAUCGCCCCAGCAUAGCCUAUACUUGACAUCUUAGGUACAUCAAUGACCAACUCAGCGCUAACGCAAUGGUCAACACCCGGCACCGACAUGUCUUCCGCUCAUACGGCUGGAAGUGAAUCAACCUGUCUGAAUGCUGUCGAUAAUACCGAUAACGAGCAGGGCUCUUCCGAAAGUAACACUGGCGAUGGAACAUACGACGAGAGCGAUGGAAUCGAAAUGGAACGGCGCUGCUCUGCGGUGCAGUCUCUCGCACGCCAAUACACCCAGCACUCCACAGUUGAUACGCGCGGCAAUGCAAAAAUAUUGUUUGCAAGCAACGACCCAAAUUCUCCUGUCAACCCCCUUGGAGAAAAGUUUAAUGCUCGGGCUUGGGCCAAGAACAUUGCCAAUUUGACUACGGAACAUGGUCAUGGCUACCGCACGGCCGGCGUUUGCUACGAGAAUCUGAAUGUCUUCGGAUAUGGUAACGAAACUGAUUAUCAAAAGGAUGUUAGCAACAUAUGGUUAGAAGCGCCCAACCUGCUUAGUAGGGUCGUCAAAAGUGGACGAAAUCAGCGACGAAUUGAUAUUCUCCGAGACUUCAACGGCGUCAUCGAAGCUGGAGAGAUGUGUGUGGUACUUGGGCCGCCAGGUUCGGGUUGUUCGACCCUUCUCAAGACCCUUGCCGGCGAAACAAAUGGUAUUUAUACCGAUGGUAGCGCCUACUUUAACUAUCAAGGGCUAUCCGCUGAGGAGAUGCACAAACACCACGCCGGUGAUGCCAUAUAUGCGGCCGAGGUUGACGUUCAUUUCCCUAUGCUCUCUGUGGGCGACACCUUGACAUUUGCCUCUCGCGCAAGGUCCCCCAGGACGUUUCCACAAGGACUUACACGCAACGAGUACUGCAGCCAUCUUCGAGAUGUUGUGAUGGCCAUGUACGGCAUUAGCCACACCGUCGACACUAGGGUAGGCGAUAAUUACAUCCGUGGCGUGUCGGGUGGUGAGCGAAAACGAGUGACAAUUGCAGAAGCAACCUUAUCGAACGCACCAUUUCAAUGCUGGGACAACUCCACGCGGGGUUUAGACUCCGCCAACGCUAUCGAAUUUUGCAAAACCCUCAGGCUCCAAUCCGAUAUGUUCGGCCAGACGUGUGCAGUGUCCAUCUACCAAGCUCCCCAGAGCGCUUACGACCUUUUCGACAAGGCUCUUGUUCUGUACGAGGGUCGACAGAUCUAUUUUGGUGUGGCGCGUGGGGCCAAGGAGUACUUUACUGGCCUUGGGUUUGAAUGUCCGGCACGUCAAACAACUCCAGACUUCCUCACGUCCAUGACUGCUCCCUCUGAACGAGUCGUACGGCCUGGGUGGGAAAGCCGCGUUCCCCGCACUCCCGACGACUUUGCAGCGUGCUGGAAACAGAGUCAAAACAAUAAGGGGUUGAUGGCUCAAAUCGGCAAUUACAAGCAACGACACCCUCUGAAUGGUACGGGCGCUGAAGAAUUUCGUGCCCAUAAGAAGGAGGUCCAGGCCAACGGCCAGCGGCUCAAGUCGCCCUUCACGCUCUCUUAUGCGAACUCUUCCAUCGCCCUAAUUGUCUCCUCAUUAUUUUACAACCUCCAACAAACCACCGGCUCAUUUUAUAGCCGUGCUGCAGUAAUGUUUGUUGCCAUAUUGUUCAACGCUUUCUCGAGUGCAUUGGAAAUCUUGACGCAAUACUCGCAGCGGCCAAUUGUGGAAAAGCAUGUUCGCUAUGGUUUCUAUCAUGCCUCCGCUGAAAGCUACUCAUCUGUUCUGAUUGACCUUCCUUACAAGAUUGCCAACGCCAUAUUCUUCAAUGCGAUCCUCUAUUUCAUGAGCAAUCUCAACCGAACUGCCGGUGCAUUUUUCUUCUUCAUGUUUGUCGGGUUUCUCAUGACGCUUACCAUGUCGGGACUGUUCAGAUCCAUUGCUGCGCUAUCCCGUACUUUAUCUCAAGCCAUGGUGCCAGCUGCUAUCCUUAUCUUGGCCCUAGUGAUCUUCACAGGCUUUGUCAUCCCAGUUGACUACAUGUUGGGAUGGUGCCGCUGGAUCAACUACCUGGACCCUGUCGCCUACGGUUUUGAGUCCCUGAUGAUCAAUGAGUUUCACAACCGGAACUAUGAGUGCUCGGAUUAUGUACCCAGCCCGGCCAUCCCCGGCUAUGAAGAUAUUUCGUCGGACAACAUGGCCUGUUCCGCUGUGGGCGCUGUUAAAGGCCAGUCUCUGGUUAGUGGAGAUAGCUACAUCAACUCGGCCUACAAGUACUUUCAUGUCCACAAAUGGCGGAAUGUUGGCAUACUCAUUGCAUUUGUUGUGGGCCUUCAUCUUAUCUAUUUUAUCGCUUCAGAGUACAUGACGGCCAAAAAGUCUAAAGGUGAGGUCCUCGUAUUCCGUCGAGGCGUUACGCCCCCACCAUCCAACAAAGGUGAUGUGGAGGCGUCCAUGUCUGGUCCUUUAACUAUUGUGGGAAAAACGGACCGCAACACAUCCAGCGAGCUGGGCGCUAUCCAAGGAUCAACAAGCGUUUUCCAUUGGAGCAAAGUCUGUUACGAUGUUAAGAUUAAGAGCGAGACACGGCGGAUCCUUGACCAUGUGGACGGCUGGGUGAAGCCAGGGACGCUGACUGCACUUAUGGGCGUUUCAGGCGCUGGCAAGACUACGCUCCUGGAUUGUCUGGCCGACCGUAUCUCUGUAGGUGUCAUCACGGGUUCGAUGUUGGUGAACGGUAAAAUACGUGAUUCAUCAUUUCAACGACAGACUGGCUAUGUCCAACAGCAAGACCUGCACCUUGAAACCAGUACAGUAAGAGAGGCGCUCGAGUUUUCAGCUUUGCUACGCCAACCCGCUAGCACGCCAAGAACAGAAAAGCUGGCUUAUGUGGAUGAGGUGAUCAAGCUUUUAGACAUGCAAGAAUAUGCUGACGCCGUUGUCGGUGUGCUUGGUGAAGGUCUGAACGUCGAACAACGAAAGCGAUUGACGAUUGGCGUCGAAUUGGCCGCGAAGCCGCCACUACUACUGUUCGUCGACGAACCGACAUCUGGCCUCGAUUCCCAAACAUCAUGGGCCAUCCUAGAUCUUCUUGAAAAGCUGUCGAAGGCGGGCCAGUCAGUUCUCUGUACAAUUCAUCAACCUUCAGCUAUGCUCUUCCAACGAUUCGAUCGGCUGCUCUUUCUGGCCAAAGGUGGGCGAACAGUAUACUUCGGUGACAUCGGCGCUCACUCUAAAACACUUACAAGUUACUUCGAAGGUCACGGCGCUCCACCGUGCCCAGAGGGCGAAAAUCCUGCAGAGUGGAUGCUUUCGGCUAUCGGCGCAGCACCUGGGUCUCAUUCAGAUGUAGACUGGCACCAGACAUGGAGGAGUAGCUCCGAGUAUGAAGCUGUGCAAGCCGAGCUCCAAUCCCUGGAAUCGUAUGGAUUGACGCGUACUGUUACGCAAGGUACAGCUAAGAACGAAUCGCUUCGAGAAUUUGCCUCGCCUCUUCGGGAGCAGUUCCUUGUUGUUACACGCCGUGUCUUUCAACAGUACUGGCGUACGCCGUCCUAUAUCUACUCCAAGGCAAUUCUGUGCGUUUCUGUUUCACUCUUCAUCGGACUAGUGUUUCUCGAUGCGCCACUUUCGAUCCAGGGAUUACAAAAUCAGAUGUUUGCUAUUUUUAAUGUGCUGAGCAUCUUCGGUCAGCUUGUGCAGCAGCAAAUGCCACACUUCGUUACUCAACGAUCACUCUACGAAGUGCGCGAACGUCCCUCCAAGACCUACAGCUGGAAGAUAUUUAUGCUAUCACAAAUAGUUGUUGAAAUACCUUGGAAUUCGCUCAUGUCACUGCUCAUGUGGAUUUGUCUCUAUUACCCGGUCGGGUUUUACAAGAAUGCCGAAGCCGCUGGCCAGACACAUGAACGUGGUGCUCUUAUGUGGCUCCUCAUCUGGCAGUUCCUUAUAUUCACGUGCACAUUCGCCCACGCCUGUAUCUCUGUCACGGACACUGCAGAGGCUGGUGGCAACGUGGCCAACCUUUUGUUCACCUUGUGUCUGUUCUUUUGCGGCGUCUUGGCCACUCCAAAUCGGAUGCCCGGCUUCUGGAUAUUCAUGUACCGCGUGAGCCCCUUCACUUAUCUUAUAUCGGCCAUGUUGUCAACUGGUCUGGCAAAUACGGCGGUGACAUGCGCGACAAAUGAGCUGGUCAGCAUCGUCCCGCCCAGUGGACAGACGUGCGGCGAGUAUUUGGGCGCAUAUAUGAGUGCAGCUGGUGGCUACGUUGUCGAUAGCAAUGCCACCGAGUCCUGCAGCUUCUGCUCGAUCGCUGAAACCAACGUGUUCUUGACAUCUAUCAGCUCCAGCUAUGCCAAUAGAUGGCGCGAUUUUGGUAUUGGCAUGGUGUACAUCGCAUUCAAUAUUGCGGCAGCUCUGUUCCUGUACUGGCUGGUGCGCAUGCCAAAGGGAAAGAACGAUAAGACCGAGAAGAAGAAGAACGGCUGAGAAGAUCAUCAGGGAUAGACAAGCUAGGUGGAAUAUGCGGGUUUUUGUGAAUUGACAUACUGGGUUGGCUGAAAUCUACUCAAAU
Messenger RNA from Truncatella angustata, 4723 nucleotides. Its product is annotated as ABC-2 type transporter-domain-containing protein. Bases 211 to 4638 code for a protein of 1475 amino acids. Gene Ontology annotation, molecular function: ATP binding; ABC-type transporter activity; ATP hydrolysis activity. Gene Ontology annotation, cellular component: membrane. Gene Ontology annotation, biological process: transmembrane transport. The transcript is spliced from 5 exons. The record is from RefSeq and is a predicted model, not a curated record. Lineage: Eukaryota; Fungi; Ascomycota; Sordariomycetes; Amphisphaeriales; Sporocadaceae.